Closterium sp. Yama58-4 is the source of this 1779-nucleotide messenger RNA. Lineage: Eukaryota; Viridiplantae; Streptophyta; Zygnematophyceae; Desmidiales; Closteriaceae. The record is from the annotation of a GenBank genome assembly.
AUGUCCCAAACUAUCCGUCACACCUGUGGAUCGUCAUGGUCCAGCGAUGAUGAACCCGUCGCCGGGCGACGGUUUUUGUCCCGCAUCGUCGUCGUCACUGUCGCCUGCGCAAUGUUCCCCGCCUUUUCAUUACGACAGUCUAGCAGGGCGAUGUCGCCCGCGUCAGCGUCGCCCAGCAACUCUCAGUCGCUGGCGCCCGAAUCUGAGUUUUACGCAUACCCGCCGCCGCCGCCGCCGCCGCCGCCGCCGCCUACUGCGCUCUCGCCGACGUUCUCACUCCCCACCUACGCGUCCUACACCGCGUCGCACCCUCCUUCUUCCCUCUGCGGCCCCACCGCGCUCCCCGCGCCGCUCGCUUCGAGGUCUCCUUCCGCGUCCUCCGCCACCUCCUUCCCGUCGUCGUCGUCGCCGCGACGACAUCCUUCCGCGUCGUCCUCGUCGGAAGCGGAGGAACUCGGCCCCUCCGCGUGCCCCUUCCACGCCAGCUUGCUCUCCGAGUACGCGCCCUUCUCCGCUUUAGUCAACGGCACGGUCAACGCGGGGGUCAGCGGAACGGUCAACGGGGGGUUCAACGGAUUGGUCAACUCGAGGGGCGUCAACGCGAUGUCGCCGCCCGCAUCCUUUCCCUCUCGCCUCGCCAAAGCGCCGCUGGAGAGAACGAGUUCGGGGACCGCGGCACUACGCGGGGGGCUCGCCGCGGGCGGAAAUGGCGGAGCUUUCCCCGGGGUGGCGGAAGCGAGCGCGGGGAUAUGUAGUCGCGAGCUGAUGUCGACGAUUGUUACAGCUCACGACAUUUUCGCACGCGACAUGGCGUGGUACGCGGAGAACGCGGCCUCGGGAUUGGUUUUCGGCAACAUGAAGACGCUCAUGGGCCAGGUGGUUACCGCGGGUGACGUCAUCGUGAGCAAUGACGUGGCGUCGGAUCCGCGGUCGACAGGAGUGCCGCCCGGACACCCGCCCAUGACGACGUUUCUUGGCGUGCCGCUGUUCUCAGGCUCUCGUCUCGUCGGCAUGUUCGCAGUGACCAAUCGCGAGGGCGGCUACAGCAAGUCCCUAGUCACAGAGCUGCACGCGCUAACCAAGACAGUGGGGCAGGUUGUAGCGGGGAUACAGCAGCGGCGCCAGCGGUGGGAGCGCGAGGAGCGGUUGAAUGCGGUGCUGGAAGGUACCUGCCAGGCUGUGCUGUCAGUAGCUCCGUCCGGCCGGCUCUCCUGCAUCAACCGCGCUGCUCGGAGCCUCUUUGGGGUUCCGGACCAAGCCAUGGGUCCCCACCCCUCCGGAGGAGGAGCAACGUCAUCCUUGGGUCAGUCGCUUGCUACCCUAUGUGAAUCCGAGCUCCUGAUAUCGGAUUUGAUUGAGAGUGUUGAUGGGGAUGCGGAUUUUAUGCGACAAGAAGUGCUGCAAAGAUUUGCUGACUCGGGAGAUUCACUUCCCGCUGUAGGCCUGUACCAUAGAGACUGGUGCAGCCAUGAACGGAGGAGCUUCCAAGGUCGCUCUGAUCGUGACAUGUCGGCAGCUGCUGUCAGGAUCAAUCUCCGUGUGAGAGUGACACGUGGCGAGACGCCACAGGUGGCAUACGUGCUGACGGUGCAGCUGGCAGGAGGAGCAUCAUCAACCGAGAGAGGAUUCCCUUACCGUCACACAUCUUGUGGGCGUGCAGAAGGGAUCUGGAGAGGAGUAGCAGCAGACAGGGUUGUGGGCGGGGAUGGGGAGGGAGAGGAGGAUGGGCACGAGUGUCAACUGCUGGAUGAAGAUGGGACACUCACCAUCGUGGUCUGA